Molecule: messenger RNA, 3291 nt
Organism: Callithrix jacchus (white-tufted-ear marmoset)
Lineage: Eukaryota; Metazoa; Chordata; Mammalia; Primates; Cebidae
Gene: DNAAF3
Product: dynein axonemal assembly factor 3
Biological process (GO): axonemal dynein complex assembly; motile cilium assembly
Source: RefSeq, a predicted model, not a curated record
CUCGCCGACGUGCCAGCCCAUAUGCACCCAUUGGUCGAUUGAUCGAAAAGGGCGGGGACUCUGGCCAGCGGUAGUGGAGCGUCGCCGGUCCACAGUGCUGCACUGAGCAGAGGGGAAGGGGCAUCCCAGGAUAUUUGGAAGAUAAAGGUUGUGAUGACCACACCUGCCGGCUCCGGUAUGGGCUUCGGCUCGGUGUCAUGGUGGGGCCUGUCCCCGGCGCUGGACCUGCAGGCUGAAAGUCCUCCAGUGGACCCAGACUCCCAGGCCGAUACGGUGCACAGCGUCCCCGAGCUAGAUGUCCUGCUGCUGGGCUCUGUGGAUGGGCGCCACCUGCUGCGGACCCUGUCCCGAGCGAAGCUCUGGCCUCGCAGGAGGUUCAACUUCUUUGUACUGGAGAAUAAUCUGGAAGCUGUGGCCCGACACAUGCUGAUAUUCAGCCUAGCCUUAGAGGAACCUGAGAAGAUGGGCCUGCAAGAGCGCAGCGAGACCUUCCUGGAGGUGUGGGGGAACGCGCUGCUGCGCCCACCGGUGGCCGCCUUCGUGCGCGCCCAGGCAGAUCUGCUGGCCCACCUGGUCCCCGAGCCCGACCGCCUGGAGGAGCAGCUGCCCUGGCUCAGCCUCCACGCCCUCAAGUUCCGUGAGCGAGACGCCCUGGAAGCCGUCUUCCGCUUCUGGGCUGGCGGCGAGAAGGGCCCCGAGGCCUUCCCCAUGAGCCGCCUCUGGGACUCACGGCUGCGCCACUACCUGGGCUCCCGCUACGACGCCCGGCGCGGUAUCAGCGACUGGGACCUACGCAUGAAACUGCACGAUCGUGGGGCCCAGGUCAUUCACACCCAGGAGUUCCGACGCUGGCGGGACACAGGCGUCGCCUUUGAACUCAGGGACUCCAGCACCUAUCACGUGCCCAACCGGACUCUGGCGUCUGGUCGCUUCCUGAGCUACCGCGGGGAGCGCGUGGCAGCGCGCGGGUACUGGGGGGACAUCGCCACGGGGCCCUUUGUGGCCUUUGGUAUCGAAGCGGACGACGAGAGCCUCCUGCGGACCAGCAACGGACAGCCCGUCAAGACGGCGGGUGAGAUCACUCAACACAACGUGACAGAAAUGCUCCGCGAGGUGGCCGCCUGGGGUCGCGCUAGAGCCACCCUGGGGAACCCAGAGGAGCAGCAGCAUGAGGAGGGAAGCCUGGAGCCAGGGACUCCAGCAGCCCCCACCCCGGAAUCUUUCACCAUCCACUUCCUACCCCUCGAUUCUGCUCAGACUCUCCACCACAAGAGCUGCUACAAUGGCCGGUUCCAGCUUCUCUAUGUGGCCUGUGGGAUGGUCCAUCUUCUCAGCCCUGAGCUUGGGGCCUGUGUGGCACCGGGAGGGAACCUGAUUGUGGAAUUAGCCCGGUACCUGGUGGACGUGCGGCGGGAGCAGCUGCAGGGCUUCAACACCCGGGUCAGGGAGCUGGCUCAGGCAGCUGGAUUCUCUCCACAGGCCGGGGUCAGGCCCUCAGAGACCUUCGCCCGUUUUUGCAAGUCCCCGGAAUUGGCUCUGGGUGGCACUGACCCAGCUGUGGAACCCAGAACUCUGCCCCUUGAAGUCCUGGCCCAGCCUCUUGAGGCCCGCAGCCCCGCCCCCGAGGACCUGACCGAACCUCUGCAGGGCGGACCCCACUCUGAGCCCUGCCAGCUGCCCUCUGCAUCUCCAGGUCUCUCCAAGGUUCUGGCUCUGCCCCCAGGGGCUUUGCCCCCGUCCGACAGUGAGUCAGACUCCAAAACUGGAGUCUGACCUGACCCCUAGACGCCCCUUAUCUCCAGCUUCCAAAGUCAGGUUGUAGAAUUAGAAGCCGCUGAUACCAUUUUAAACCUGCCGCUGGAGCCCUCACGUUUAUUCUCAUCAUUCCCACUCAGUACCCGUCACCCCCACCCCAGGGGUGUUGCUAGAUUUUCAAAUUCCAUUUCUGGGAUUCUAUGGUCUAUUCCUAAAAUUCUAGAUUGUUCUCUCAGAAUUCCAAAUUCUGCUUCAGAGACUCUAAGCCCAGCCCAGGAUUUGACCCUGAGUCUCAGGCCCUUGACUUCUGCCCCCUUGUCCCCAGGUACCCUGUGGCUGCCUGGGGUCUAGGGUCUCUCCUCACCAGGGCCUGGUCAGCACCCAGGUGGUUUGAGUAAAGCAAGUGUGUCCACCCCUCCGUGUGUCCAACUGUCUUUGCUGUCCUAUGUCUGUCUCCAGGGCUGGGGGAGAAAGGCCUAGGAGUGGUGGACAGAGGAAGUCAGAAACCAGGUGCCUGGGUUUCUGAGUGGACAAGAGAUGGAUUUCUCAGUGCUGCAGGCUGAGAGUGGGCCCCCAGCACAGCUGCACUCCAAAUUAAACACAACAUUGUUGAGUGGCCUGGACUCUUGGGUCUGAGGGAAGAGGGGUUGGGGUCCUGGACUCCUGGGUCUGAGGGAGGAGGGGUUGGGGUCCUGGACUCCUGGGUCUGAGGGAGGAGGGGUUGGGGUCUGGACUCCUGGGUCUGAGGGAGGAAGGGUUGGGGUCUGGACUCCAGGGUCUGAGGGAGGAGGGUUUGGGGGCCUGGACUUCUGGGUCUUAGGGAGGAGAGGCUGCUGGCCUCCACUCCUGGGUUUGAGGGAGGAGGGACUGGGAGCCUGAACUCCCAGGUCUGAGGGAGGAGGCGCUGGGGGCCCAGACUCUUGAGUCUGAGGGAAGAGGGGGCUGGGGGCCCAGACUCCUUGUCUGAGGGAGGGGCUGGGGUCCCCCGGAGUCCUGGGUCUGAGGGAGGGGGUGGCUGGGAGGAAGGGCAUUCUCUGGGUCUGAGGGAGGAGAGGUCUAGGACUCCAGGAUCCGAGGGAGAAGGUUCUGGAUUCCUGUGCCCCGAGGUAGCUGGUGAUCCAGCUGGAGCAGGGCCCGCCCCGCCCCUCACGCGCCCCAUUAUCUCGCAUGGUGGGCAGGGGGGAGGAGGACGCAGUAUAUUUAGUCUCUGUUGUCCGCCCUUUAUCUCAGUGUCCUCGGGGAGGCUGGAGCAGCCCGGAGGAGACUCACGGUCCCUGGGACCUUGAAGGUCACCCGGGCCGCCCCCUCACUGACCCUCCGAAAGUCCCUGUCCUCGCCCUGCCUCCUGCCAUUCCGGGUCUGAGUCUCAGCAUGGCGGAUGAGAGCAGUGAUGCGGUGAGAGCAGCGGGCUAAGGCGUGGCUGGGACCCCCAGGGCCGGGGCGGGCACUGCAGCUGGGGAACCUCGCCCCGCACCAGCCCCGGUCAGACGCCGCUCCUCCAACUACCGCGCGUACGCCACGGAGCCGCACGCCAAG